Messenger RNA from Vespa crabro (European hornet), 3700 nucleotides. RefSeq names its product lysyl oxidase homolog 3A-like. Gene Ontology annotation, biological process: peptidyl-lysine oxidation. Bases 418 to 1944 code for a protein of 508 amino acids. Gene Ontology annotation, molecular function: copper ion binding; protein-lysine 6-oxidase activity. The transcript has 8 exons. Lineage: Eukaryota; Metazoa; Arthropoda; Insecta; Hymenoptera; Vespidae. The record is from RefSeq and is a predicted model, not a curated record. Gene Ontology annotation, cellular component: membrane.
AUUACAUUGCGUGAUCGGCGGUGCACGCAUCAGUAGUCCGGAGAACGGUAAACGAAAUACACGUGUUGUUUAAGUUUUUUAAUGUGUCCAGACGGACGUUCGCGGGACGAACGAUUUCGAAGAAAGAUCUUUAAAUUCUGACCUUUUAAAACGAUCUAUGAUAGAAAUUUUUUAUCGAAUUACAAUAGCCAUUGCCAAAUGUAUCGGUAUAUUAAAAGAAAUGAAUCAUUGAUCGCCAUGCUUUUUUACGAAGCUAUUCGAAAUGUCGAAUUUCGUCAAUAAUAUUAAAAAAUUUCAUUCGUGACGACAUAAGCAAGAAAAAAAAGGAAGAGACAAAGAGAGAGAGAGAGAGAGAGAGAGAGAGAGAGAGAAAGAGAGAUUAUAAGAAAAUUUGAAUGAAAAAGAAAGAUCCGAAAGAUGAGAUUGAAUAAUUUAUUAAGCGAGAGAGGACUGCUCGUUUUAAUGACGAUCGUAUCAGCUUUGUUUGAUCUUUACGUGAUCGCCGAUGACGAUAACGUAUCGACGAUGGAGCGCGCGAAAAAGGCACGAAUGGUGAAGAAGCUUAAAAGAGAUUUUCGAAAGUUAAAAAAGCAAGAGGGUGCGAUAAAGUUGGUCGGUGGUGAGAAUGGCGAUUACGAAGGUAAUAUAGAGAUAUUGCACGAGGGUAAAUGGGGUAGUAUUUGCGACGACGAAUGGGAUUAUUUGGAGGCCAAUGUGGUUUGCAGACAAUUAGGGUUCGACGGUGCAAUUAAACCGACGACCAACGGUUAUUUUGGACAGGCCAAAAGAAAGUACUGGAUGGAUAAUAUUUAUUGCGACGGUACAGAAGAGGAACUUUCCAAAUGUCGUUUCGAUGGAUGGGGAAAUUCUGAUUGUGAGAGCAACGAGGCUGCCGGUGUUAUUUGUUCUCACGAAGAAGAAAAAUUGUCAUUGUCUUCCUCGUUUAAAGAGAAACAAGAAAAGUCAAGGAUCAAGGAUGUGCAUCAGCAGGGCAUGGCCUUACGAUUGGCUGGAGGUCGAGUUCAUAACGAGGGUAGACUUGAAAUUAAACUGGGCACAGCUGAUUGGGGUGUCGUAUGUGGCGACGGCUGGUCCCUCUUCGAAGCAGGGGUGGUCUGUCGUCAACUAGGCCUUGGCUACGCCUCCGACGCGACACAAAGCAACUAUUUUGUCGGCGAGACUAUACCCAUAGCGAUUAGCGGUGUACGGUGUCAUGGGGAUGAAAAGAAUCUGGUUGAAUGUUUACACGAUAGAAUUUCUGAUUGUUCAGGUGGGAACGAGAAUGUAGCGGGUGUAGUGUGUUCUCGAGAUAUGCCUGAUCUCAUUUUUGAUCAUAUCGAGUUAAUGAGAACAGCACAUUUGGAAGAUCGUCAGCUUUACUGGCUUCAAUGCGCUAUGGAAGAAAAUUGCGUGGCUUCGCGCGCGUACAAAAUUCAAAAGGAAUCAUAUAAUUGGCAUUUUGAGAGCAGAAGGCUCUUGAGGUUUACCGCAAGGAUUUUAAAUGCCGGAACCGCUGACUUCCGACCAGCCGUGCCUAAACAUUUAUGGGAAUGGCACAUGUGUCACAUGCAUUAUCACUCUAUGGAAGUCUUCGCUACAUUUGAUAUCAUCGACUCGAGUGGCAAGAAAGUGGCAGAGGGUCACAAAGCAUCCUUUUGUUUGGAGGAUAAUCAAUGUAUUCCAGGAGUUGUGCCACGAUAUAAAUGUGCUAAUUACGGUGACCAAGGAAUCUCCGUUAAUUGUAGCGACAUAUACAAACACAAUAUCGAUUGUCAGUGGGUGGACAUUUCCGAGUUAGAACCAGGACAAUAUACGCUUAAGGUCGCUGUUAAUCCGGAGUUUAAGGUCGGCGAAAUGUCGUUCGACAAUAACGCAGCGAUCUGUCGUUUGCUUUAUACCGAAACAUUCGCAACUGUGCAUAGUUGCGUCAUGGGACGACCUUGAUAUGAUCCAAUGAAAUUAUAAUAAUACUCUUGUUAUCUAAAUUUUCGAUAGGACAAUGCAAACUGAGAGGCUGCUUAUCAUUUUUUCCUCAUACACCCUUUAUCUCUCUCUCUCUCUCUCUCUCUCUCUCUCUCUCUCUCUUUCUCUAUUUAUCUAUUUCUCUCUGUCUUAUCAUAAAAUUUUUAUUAAUUCUCAUAGAUGAUGUUUACGAUUUUUCAGAAAUAAAAUCGAACGAUACACUUUAACUAUUGUAAGAAUAAAUCUAUAUAAAAAAGAGGACGCCGGUCGUUAUCGCAUAGCAAACGAUCGAUCGUCUAACGUUGCUAUACUCUCUAGCUGUCUCUCUCUCUCUCUCUCUCUCUCUCUCUUUCUUUAUUCCUUGCACUCCGAUGAUCGGUGUAUACGAUGCAUAAAGUGGACGCUAUUUUAGACUAUUAUAGGUAGCUGACGUAAAAGCAUUCUUUAUUCUUCCAUAGUGUAGACGACAACAAAGUAGACACUAUGACUCCAUGAAUUUACACUGGUUACAUAUUGCACUUAAUUCGUUUCACGUUUUAGUAUAGAAUCAUUCGCUGUCUAUCUAUCUCUCUAUCUUCGUAUACUAAUUGAUACGAAUGAUCGAGACACAGAAAGAGAGAGAGAGAGAGAGAGAGAGAGAGAGAGAGAUUUUAUUGUGUUCUCAUCCACAAAAUUACAACACGCCUUUGGAAUUGCAUUUUAACUAGGUUUUGUCUUUUCGAAGGACGAUCGAUCAGCGGUUUCUAUGAUCGAUGUAUCGUUGCAGAAAAUAAAAGGAAUAGAGAGAGAGAAAGAGAGAGAGAGAGAAGAAAAAUUGUUAUAAUGGAUAGUUAUGCAUCAUGUGUAAAAUAAUACUCAUUUUGAAAUAAAAUAAAUGUAUGAUCGACAAUGAUGAUGAUGAUCGAUGAUCACGAUUACGUAGAAAAACAAAAAUUUUGACGAGUACAAUUAUAAUUUUUUUCUUUCUCCGCAUAAUUACAUAAUUGGAAUUUUUCUUAUUAAUUAUUAAAAAUGUUCUUAUGAUUAUCACACAGGCAUACACACAUACAUAUGUGUGUGUGUGUAUAUAAAAAUUGUAAUUUUCUUUGUUCAAAUAUCUUCAGAUUGAUUUUGACAUUAAUUUCAUAUAUGUCUGUACACACGUUUGUUUAUAUUUGUUGGUUUAUAUAUAACUAAAGAAUGUAUAUAAACGUGAUGAUUAUAUUUUGAAGAAGUUCAAAAGAGGUGAAUUAAAAAAAAAAAAAGAAAUACAUUAAUUUGUGAGUUCUAUCUGGCAGAAGUAUCAUAUAAAAGUUUUAAAAUAAAUUUUUAUCGCUUUUACUUUGCUACAUGACAGAAAAGAGAAAGAGAGAGAGAAAGAGAGAGAGAGAGAGAGAGAGAGAGAGAGAGAGAGAGAGAAAGAGAAAGAGAAUAGUCCUUUUUAACGAGUUUAAGGUUUAAGCGUUUAAAUUAGUUUUGUUAGGCUAGAAUCUAAUUAACUCGAUGCUUACCCGAGCCAAGCUUGUCGUUUUUUGUCGUCUUUAUGAGCAACCUACGCGCUUCGACUUUCAUAAUAUUAACGCUAUUACGUCGGUACAAAACGUACAUCCGAUAACUAAAUCAGUCGGACUUGGAUACAUACAUUCAUGUACAUAUGUACACAUAAAUAUAAAUAUGAAUGCAAUUGUAUUAUAAAUUGUAUAUAUAUAUAUAUAUACCUAUGGAUUACAAUAUGUAAUAUAUCUAUAGAUAAGAAUAA